Molecule: messenger RNA, 2513 nt
Organism: Pelobates fuscus (common spadefoot toad)
Lineage: Eukaryota; Metazoa; Chordata; Amphibia; Anura; Pelobatidae
Gene: BTBD3
Product: BTB domain containing 3
Exons: 4
Coding region: 523-2109 (528 amino acids)
Biological process (GO): dendrite morphogenesis; neurogenesis; cerebral cortex development
Cellular component (GO): cytosol
Molecular function (GO): protein binding
Source: RefSeq, a predicted model, not a curated record
CUCUGUGAUGCUGGGUCCAAUCGUUAUCUGUGGCUCCAGCUAUUGGCUUAAAGCUAUUGACUGCCUGACACCAUCUGCAAGGCUGCAAUCUCUACUCUGUUCAGAUCCAUUCAGCACCCGACUUGAGUCAGUGAGCAGGCUAUCUUUGCUUUAAGCAGAAUCGGAUCUUGUUAACCUAGUUCAAUCUUAGUAAUACAGAUCGUUAUAUGCUCUCGUUUGCAACGUUGCACGGCAGAUAACUGAGCAGCAUUGAAUCUAAAUGGAACUUUGCGAGCAAACAAAAUAGGAGACAUGUUAGGAACAUAUUUAUCACAUCAAGUGCUGGAUCAAACUUGAACUCUGUUUUUGAUUUUCCUGCAAUUAGAAAAGGUCACUUUCACUUUUUUUUGUAAAAGCAACAUUUCAGUUUUUGUUUUGUGUGUUUUUUUUUUUUUUUAAAUACAUUUUGGAUAACUGGUUAUUUCAGAAUAUUGUGAACACUUUAAGCUGCACGACUGCACGACUGCACAGACUAAAUUACUGAUGGUCGAUGCCAAAGGGAAGAACAUGAAAUGUCUUACUUUUUUUUUAAUGCUUCCAGAAACUGUAAAGAACCGAUCGAAAAAAGGCCCCAAAAAGGUGAGCCCAAGUAACAGCUGUAGCAGUAGCAGUAGCAGCAGCAGCAGCAAGUUGCCUCCAGUUUGCUAUGAAAUAAUCACCUUAAAAACCAAAAAGAAGAAGAAGAUGGCUGCUGAGAUAUUCCCUAAUAAGAAACCGGCAAACAGCAAUUCAAACUCAGCUCAACAAUAUCACCAGCAAAAUCUCAAUAAUAACAACACCAUCCCAUCCCCGAACUGGCAGGGACUUUAUGGGACUAUUAGAGAAAGAAAUGCUAUAAUGUUCAACAAUGAAUUGAUGGCAGAUGUUCAUUUUGUGGUGGGACCACCAGGUGGGACCCAGCGCUUACCAGGACACAAAUAUGUUUUAGCUGUUGGAAGCUCAGUGUUUCAUGCUAUGUUUUACGGAGAGCUUGCUGAGGACAAAGAUGAAAUUCGUAUACCAGAUGUUGAACCUGCAGCUUUUCUUGCUAUGCUGAAGUAUUUAUAUUGCGAUGAAAUCGACUUGGCUGCUGACACGGUUUUGGCAACACUGUAUGCUGCUAAAAAAUAUAUUGUUCCUCACCUUGCCAGAGCAUGUGUUAACUUCCUAGAAACUAGUCUCAGUGCAAAGAAUGCUUGUGUUCUACUCUCUCAAAGCUGCUUGUUUGAAGAACCUGAUUUGACCCAGAGGUGUUGGGAAGUGAUUGAUGCACAGGCGGAACUUGCUUUGAAAAGCGAAGGCUUUUGCGACAUUGACUUUCAGACGCUUGAAAGUAUCCUUAAAAGAGAGACUUUAAACGCCAAAGAAAUUGUUGUCUUUGAAGCAGCCCUUUGUUGGGCUGAAGUCGAAUGUCAGCGUCAAGAAUUAACUCCUACUAUAGAGAACAAGAGAAAGGUCCUUGGCAAAGCCCUCUACUUAAUUCGGAUCCCCACCAUGGCAUUGGAUGAUUUUGCAAAUGGAGCUGCACAGUCAGGAGUUUUGACACUAAAUGAAACAAAUGACAUUUUUCUCUGGUAUACAGCAGCUAAGAAACCAGAUUUAGAGUUCGUUAGCAAUCCCAGGAAAGGUUUGGUUCCUCAAAGAUGCCACCGCUUCCAAUCGUGCGCCUAUCGUAGCAACCAGUGGCGCUACAGAGGUCGUUGUGACAGCAUUCAGUUUGCUGUGGAUAAAAGGGUAUUUAUCGCAGGAUUUGGUCUCUAUGGUUCAAGUUGUGGGUCAGCUGAAUACAGUGCAAAAAUUGAACUGAAACGCCAGGGUGUAAUUCUAGGACAGAAUCUAAGCAAAUAUUUUUCAGAUGGAUCUAGCAACACUUUCCCAGUUUGGUUUGAGUAUCCAGUUCAAAUUGAACCAGACACUUUCUACACAGCCAGUGUUAUUCUCGAUGGCAACGAGCUGAGCUACUUUGGACAAGAAGGAAUGACUGAAGUGCAGUGUGGAAAAGUAACUGUACAAUUUCAAUGCUCUUCUGAUAGCACAAAUGGGACAGGUGUCCAAGGAGGACAAAUCCCUGAACUUAUUUUCUAUGCCUGAUAGAAAUAUGCAGAUUUAAUGAAAAACGAAUGGACAAAACAUCAGUUUUGUACAGGAAUGUUUAAUUUGUCUAUGAUCACAUAUUCCUACAUCAGUGAUAUUUUUUUUGUUUACUAUUGGUAUGUAGUUGAGGUGCACAGUUUGUUUAUAAUUUAUAUUUCAAAGUUUCUAUUUACUUUGGUGUAAUACAUUGGAAAUAUUUUGUUACCAUUUUCUUACCUAAAUAAUAGGAUUAACUACCUAGAGUUUGUAACAAAUGCAUCUGUAUAUCACAUUAAGCAAAGCAAAUGUAAAUUAACAUUUUACUUAUAAACAUUUUUAAUAUGUAUAUAUGGAAAUAGACUCUCUAACAUAUAGAAAUGUUUUAACAUCAAGACUCUGUGAAAAACUUUAUUUAACUGUAU